UUGUUUGAACUGUUGUAUUAAUUCUAAGUUAAUGUUAAAUACCUUAUCAAUGUAUGAGUAGCCAUUAAGUAAAUGUAGAUGACGAGGACCUAAAAUGAAAUUCUUGGCAGUGAUUUUAUGUAUUCAUUGUUUAACAUUGAUAUAUUCUUCCGGACAAUAUUUACUUUCUUCUUCGUACUUCAUUAAACAAGGGCAUGUUUCCGAAACCACUGAUCUGGGCGUUUUCGCGGUUCACAAACUCGAAAUUCCGUCUAUUGUAGAGUGUGCAUUGCAGUGUGGAAUGAAAUUACUUUGUAAUGCUUUUGACCUUUGUACCUUUGACGGUUAUUACACGUGUCGAUUCCGCAGUGGACACGCAAACCUUUCAAAUACCACUACACGAUGUGAACUUUUCGAAAAUACAACUAACAAAAACUGCCACAAUGGAGCACUCUUUGGAGCUCAAGGACCGUGUGAGAUCAGUAAGUUGAUGUCACAAGAUACUGAUGAGUGCCAGAAUGACCCAUGUCUUAACGGAGCUACAUGUACGAACACACCCGGCUCAUUCAAUUGUACAUGUGACGCCGGAUGGACCGGGAUAAUUUGUAAUGAAGAUAUCAAUGAAUGUCUGGACAAUCCUUGUCACAACGGGGGAACAUGCAGUAACAACGCUGGAUCUUUCACGUGUACAUGCGCAGGUGGAUUCACAGGAGCACUCUGUAAUGAAG
This is a messenger RNA of Magallana angulata, 707 nucleotides long. Its product is annotated as fibropellin-1-like. The record is from RefSeq and is a predicted model, not a curated record. The transcript is spliced from 4 exons. NCBI's taxonomy places the organism in Eukaryota, Metazoa, Mollusca, Bivalvia, Ostreida, Ostreidae. The annotation marks the transcript as partial. Gene Ontology annotation, molecular function: calcium ion binding.